AUGUCGUUUUUGAGUCCGUUCUUCCGUAACCCGAUAACCGAUCUCACAGGUCCAAUAAUGUCUGCGCAGACGGGCGUACGCUGUGCAGAUUUUGAAAUGAAAUUGAUGAACUGUUACGAGGCCUACGGGUAUCCAAAAGGCAUGGAAUUAUGUCAAGCGUACUAUGACGAUUUUAAAGAAUGUUGCACAAGAGAUAAACAGAUGUCUCGAGUACAAGCAAUUCAAAACGAACGUGAGCGUCAAGCCAAACCUGAGUACGAAAAACCCCCAGCAAUGCACGCAUUUUAG
Messenger RNA from Macrosiphum euphorbiae (potato aphid), 288 nucleotides. The record is from the annotation of a GenBank genome assembly. Lineage: Eukaryota; Metazoa; Arthropoda; Insecta; Hemiptera; Aphididae.